Gadus macrocephalus (Pacific cod) is the source of this 5896-nucleotide messenger RNA. RefSeq names its product E3 ubiquitin-protein ligase RNF43. Gene Ontology annotation, molecular function: frizzled binding; ubiquitin protein ligase activity. The transcript is spliced from 7 exons. Bases 297 to 2468 code for a protein of 723 amino acids. NCBI's taxonomy places the organism in Eukaryota, Metazoa, Chordata, Actinopteri, Gadiformes, Gadidae. The record is from RefSeq and is a predicted model, not a curated record. Gene Ontology annotation, biological process: ubiquitin-dependent protein catabolic process; Wnt receptor catabolic process.
GGGGGGGGGUUCCGGUUCAACUACGGGGUGUUUAUCGACCUGCAAGACGGGGUGGGGAGCGGGAGGAGGGGGUUGAAUAGCAGCUGAAACACAUUUGUUUACCAUUAGACUACUGUUUGGUGUUGUGAAUCAAGUGGGGUCAUAUUGUAUAGAUAUAUUUAUAUUUAUAUACAGUAUACUGCAAAAUUUAUACCGUCUAUAAUAUGUCAUGGCUGCCAUCUAGUGAUGUCAUGGCUGCCAUCUAGUGACGUCAUGGCUGCCAUCUAGUGACGUCAUGGCUGCCAUCUAGUGACGUCAUGGCUGCCAUCCGCGUUACACGAACCCUGGCAAGAUCAAUGCCCCCCGAGGCUUCCCUAACAACGCCGUCUACCUCUACGUGCUCUCCGCAGGCUCGCAUGGCGCUGGACCGCGGGGCGCAGGCCGUCAUCUUCGAUGUCACCGACGACGCCCAAGCCAUCGAGGAGAUGACUGUGAAGCUGUCGGAGAAGGCCUUCCUGCCCCGUCCCGUGGUGAUCGUGAAGGCGGGGAACGCGGAGCAGCUCAUGAUGCUGGUGAACAGGAACGAGGAGGCUUGGGUCCGCAUCCAGAUCGUGUUGGAGCCCACCAAAUGGCCCUACUACGACGUGUGCAUCCUGCUCACCAUCGUGCUGGUGAUCCUCACAAUCGUCAUGAUCUUCGCCUUCCGCUACAAGUGCAAGUCCAGCAGGACCUGGGACUCGCUCCACCAGGACACGAUGCGAGUCAUCAGCCGCCUGGAGACCAAGACCUAUAGCACCCAGGGGUGCUCGGGGUCCCAGCGCCACCACCGGGCCUGGGGGUCGGCCAGCAGCUCCAACUCCAGCCCUGUGUGCGCCAUCUGCCUGGAGGACUUCCAGGACGGACAGGACCUGCGGAUCAUCUCGUGUGCCCACGAGUUCCACAAGGUCUGCGUGGACCCCUGGCUCCUGCAGCACCGCACCUGUCCCCUGUGCAUGCACAACAUCAUGGGGGCCGAUCGCCUGCCCCAGAGGGCCCGUCUCCAGCCGGCGCCGGAGCACAGCCAGGGCUUCCUGCACCCCCAGCAGUACAGCGCGGCCCACGGCCACCCCUUCCCCCGCCACGCCGUCCCCUUCUCCCUGCGCCCCGAGUACCCGGCGGGCCCCUCGGGGCCCUACCCCUCCAUAGCGCACUACAGCGCCGCCGCGCCCCUGGACGCGCAGACGUACCGCUUCCUAGCCGGGAGGCCCCUGGGGGCCGGCUGCGGGUACCACCUGCCCGCCGAGGGCCCCGGGAGGCCCCUCAGGAUGGGGGGCAACUGCCGGACGUCCACGCACCACUACGGCCCCCGCCGGCCCUGCCACAACUUCCGCUCGGCGUGCCCCGCCCAGCGGAGCGCGUCCGGCUCCCGGCUGCCCCACGGGGCCCCCCAGGGCCGGGGCGGGGGCCUGCUGGCCCCCCGCCCCGGCCGGCAGGCCACGGGCAGCUGCUCCGGGGGCGGCUACGGCACGGAGCGCAGCGGGUACCUGGCGGACGGGCCGGCCAGCGACUCCAGCUCGGGCCCCUGCCACGGCUCCUCCAGCGACUCGGUGCUCAACUGCACCGACGUGUCCCUGGAGGGCGUCUUCGGCAGCUGCUCCAGCUUCCGCAGCUCGCUGAGCAGCGACUACGACCCCUUCGUGUACUACGGGCCGGGCCCCGAGGCCCCGGCGCCGCGGCCCCGCUCCCUGGACUCGGUGGUGGUGCGCCCGGGCUACCCCGAGGACCCCCCACCCCAGACUGUGUUCAGCCACAUCCACUACCACCGCCACCGCCACCACCACUACGAGGACGGCGGGCCCGGCCCGGGCCCCGGCAGGGGCUCCGACGAGGACCCGGGGCCCGGGCCGUCGGCCGAGGCCGGCGCCGCCAGCGCCGCCGCAGCCCCGGACCGGCACUCGCCCAAGGGCCCCCCCAGGCACAGCCCCUGCCAGUGUCCCAAGGCCAACCCCCGGCCCCCCGGGACGGAGGCGCUUGACCACGACCCCCCCGCCGUGGCCCCGGGCCCCCCGCAGCCCCAACAGCCCCCGCCCCCCUGCUGCCACCAGAGCCGCUCCCCCCCCCACCGGCGGGGCGGGUGCCGGCACGAGGGCCCGUCGGCGGGCUUCGCCCCGGGCCUGGACCUGCAGGACGACUGCAGCAUCCACAUCCACUACGGCCAGGGGGCGGGCUACUGCUGCCCCCCGCCCGACCGGCCCGCCGCCCUGCUGCCCGUGCCCCUCAUCCUGGACUCUGGGGGGGGCCUGGAGGACUGGCCCCCCUGCUGCGGCGGGGCCCACGUGGUGUGGCAGAAGCGGGUGCAGCAGGCCCACUCGGAGCCCCAGCUCCUGGGGCCGCGGGUCCCCGUGGACAGGGGCCCCGCGUGCCGCUGCCACCACGGGGCCACGGGCGUUUGUUUAUACUGCCACGCGUACCACCACAAUCAGGGAUCAGAGGAGGAGUCUGGUGUGUGAGGACUUGUCGUAUACCCCCUCCCCCCAGUUUCACGCUGCUACACAGGAGCCAGAAAGGACAAGCCUAUGAUUGGCACAUCUCUCUCUCUCUCUCUCUCUCUCUCUCAUGUCUUCCAAUUGAAUUCCACACCAUGGCCUUGUUCCCGCCCCCUGCCACACCUUGAUGCACUCAAGGCACAAGACGAUGAAUAAGCCUCAAGGAUGGACUGGUACAGUCGGCUCAACGCCAACAUUCACACAACACCUGCUGUGGGCUUCUCUGUAUGCUGUCCAAAAAACUCUCGGAUUGUACGAAAUGCUGUCGUUGUCAUACUCAUCGAUCCCUUUGUGACCAGAUUCUGAUUCACCAUUUCAAUGUUUGUCCACCAGGAGGGGUCGUUAUUUGGGGAGGUGGGAGGGGGGGGGGGACUAGGGGGUGGGUUCAUCAAAUGGUUUGACAUUGAAUCAUACUGAACCGUAUUUCAUAUUGAGAUGUGUAGCAGGCUCAUUCUCUCGAGGGCGAAGACUAAAAGACUGAUCGCUGCUUCGGGUCUGAGCCUUCCAGUGAAGUGAGAUUCCAUCCCUAAAGGACGCAAAAAAACCCGAUCUUUAUCAAAGAGGUACUUUUUCUCUCUGCAUGCUUGAUUCUAUUUAUUUUUGUAUUGUGUUUGUCUCCACCCUUUUGCUGGGAAACCUUCUCAGCUGAGAGAACAGUGUUGUCUCUCCGGCCUACCUCAGAUCAGGAUCUUGAACACGCCCCCUCCCCACAGGGGUCCACAAAAGGUACUGCUGUAGCGAAUAGUCAUUUCAAUACCCCCAUCACCCCCGCCCCCCCCCCCCCCCCCCAGGUCCAGAUAGAGACGUCCAGCUUUCUCCAGCCCCUUUAAACACAGAUCAUUCACAGUGGUAGCAGGGAGCGGCAUUGGGCCUUGUAUUCAUAAUAUUUCAGUAAUGGCAGCUGUUUUUUGUCCCACAUUUGUUAAUGUAUGGGGUCAUUGUUUUUUUUUUUCCUCUUUUUUUAAGUACCGGUUUUGACUGAAUUCCGUCAGCAUAAUCACAAGCUAUUUUUCUCUCACUCACGCUGCUUUUUUUUUUGUUUUACUCAUUUUUUUUAUUUGUGUGUCGAAUGGUUACUUCUCAUGUCGGACCUCGGUGCUGGUUUCGGGGAGGCGGAGCGAAAGACGUCAGGACGGUUGUACCAUUUUCAGACCAUUUUCUCCCCGUCCUUCCAUUUUUAUACUUAAUACGUCUGGAAACGACACCCCGCUGAGUCCUCAGAGAAGGACGCCUCCAAGCCUAGAUCUUCAUGUUUGGAGACAAUGCAGACACAUCUUCAUCAUGAUCUCAGUGGAUUAAAGCCAUGCUCUUUGUACAACAAGCAUCCAAGUGUUUUAGCACCUUGCUGGUGCUAUGCCAGCGCUUCCCCACUAUUUAUUAUUCAUGUCCUGAAACUGAGAAACAUCUCAGGAAAUCUAAAAACACUGGAAUAGAAGACAGAUGUAGCUAAUUUGGCUUAAGUACCUAUCAACCAUUGAAACCAUAUAGAUGUUAAAAACAUAGAAAGGUUCACAUUUAGGAUUUAUGUGGUCAUACGUAUUGCCAGAUAACUGUAGAAAGUAAAGUACUGGUAAACCCAAGAUUCAAUCUAAUUCACAUUUGUCAAUUGGUGAGGGAGUUGUUCUUAAUGCGUUGUUCCCAACUUUUGAAUUGUCCACAGCUUUUGGACAAAAUAUGUAGCUAUUUUUCAGAGUCUCCAAAGAUUGCAUCCACGUUUAUGUCAACCAAUACAUUUCUUAUGUGUGCCUGUAUGACUUUAAAGCAAAGUCUUCUCUCUAACUAUGCAAGACUUCACCAUGCUUACAACAUUAAAAUGAAACACUUAAUAAGAUCAUAGCAUUUUUAUACUCUUUGUGGCCGAAAUAUAUCUUAAAAAAGCACAGUGGGAAUAUAAACGAAGACGAGGUCGUUUCCAUACAGCAUUCGGUUUAGGAAGCAGAGAUAUGUUCUGGUAUUAGAGCCGUUAGCACUUAGCAAAGAAAUAUAGCCUACAGGAGAGUGGCUGGCAGAGGCUACAUCGCUACGUUCCCGGGUACGUUUGAUAACCGGUUUCUAUGUUAUCCCCGUACCAUGUGCCUUAUGAACGUAGUUCUCCCUCCCCUGGUCGGGGGCAGCACAGGGCUAAGGAUCCGAGUGCACCAACGUCUCCCCUUCACUAUAAACUCUUAUACACAUCGUCUAACCAAAGAGGCAAGCUUUGAAAACAUGAGUGAACUACACCUUAAUAACUGCCAUAUAAUCUCCCCAACCCCUCUUUUAUUUUUUGCCUCGACUAUCAACCGCAACGACGCGUGUUUAAAGCUGGCAAGAAUUUCCACGUCCAGGUUCAAUCAGCCAAAAGUUGAGGGGCAAUUGUACACGCGUUUUGUUUCUAUAUAUUUCGUACUCCUUGUGCUUAUACCUCAUUUUGAAUGUCACAAAGCGGUCCGUUGCUAAGAAAAACCUGCUCGUCUGUUAUAUUUAUUGUGGCCUGAAUGCUCCUACUAGAUUACGAUCAGAAGAAAGAUCUGAAACACAAGCAGCACUUUGGCUUAGGAAUACAUGACCUGUGAGGCAAGAUCACCGACACGACAGAAGAGAGAACGGAAAACCACCAACCAGGGGUAAUUGAUCGUUGUCACGGUAAAGGUUGAGCAGUUUAUCAAUAAAAAAUCAAAUGGGGAUCUGUGGAUACUUUUAUCCUUUUUAAAAGGGUCUUUCCUGUUGUAUUCUUGUGCAAAAAAUAUUGAGCUGAAUCUGCCUUUUUUUUUUAUAGUGGGUUACAGUCGCUGUAGAGCUGUCACAGAUCUGAUGAGUAUAUUUUGUGUACAAAAGGAGAAAGACAAAAACAGAAAUGAAAUAGUGUUGUAUUUUAUAUAUGAUAGAACAUUUCAAUAUAGUGACAUAGUGUCACUAAUAUAUUUAUUUACUAAUAUAUAUUUAUCCAUUUGUCCAGGUUUGAAAACAGUGGUUGUGUAUUGAACGAGUCUUUAUGAAUCUAACCAGUGCCAUCGCAGAUGUAUCAACCUGGCCGCAUUCCAAUUAUAUGCAAAUAAAUUAUUUUGAAAUAGAAACUGACGAAUGAAUUUUUUUCGCCCGCAUUUUAAUCUAUCGUGGCGGCGUCUACCGCAACACCGUCGCAUCGACGUCAGACUCCAGCCCUCUUUAAGUCUCCACCAUCUUCCCUCCAGCCAUGAUUACAGACACAUUUCACCAAACUGUAUCAGGGGGACACACUCACGUACCCCCUCCAUUGAUCACUGACAUCUUGCCGCACUUUUAGCUAAUUGUAGUGGUGGUGGGAAAGCUAGAAUCGAUAUAAUGUAAAAUGACAUUCAUUUUCGGUUUCUAAUGACAAGGGGGAAAGUUUCCUUCCAUUGUUGUGGGACGAGGGGGGGGGGGGGGGGGGGGGG